Cucurbita maxima (winter squash) is the source of this 3014-nucleotide messenger RNA. Its product is annotated as potassium channel AKT1-like. NCBI's taxonomy places the organism in Eukaryota, Viridiplantae, Streptophyta, Magnoliopsida, Cucurbitales, Cucurbitaceae. The transcript has 11 exons. Gene Ontology annotation, molecular function: voltage-gated potassium channel activity; protein binding. Bases 219 to 2840 code for a protein of 873 amino acids. The record is from RefSeq and is a predicted model, not a curated record. Gene Ontology annotation, cellular component: membrane. Gene Ontology annotation, biological process: potassium ion transport; transmembrane transport.
GGGCUAUCCUAUAUAAUACAGCCAAAGGAUCUGCGGCUUCGAAGAGCUUGCAGUGCAGAGAGAAAGAGCCAAGGCGAACUGGGACGGGAGGAUUUAAGGAACAUGGCCACUUGAAGAAGAAAAAAGGAAGAAGAAAUUAUACCCACAAACAGGGUACUGCAGAGAUUUUUAUUCUCCUUUUUUGUUUUUGUUUUUGUGUUUGUUGUGCAGUGUCAACAAUGGAUGCCGUCAGAAACAGAGGGCCUUUCAGGGUUUCUGUUUGUGGUCAAGAAGAGCUUGAGCAACUCUCCAGAGAUGGCAGUCAGUUUAGCCUCAGCACUGGGAUAUUGCCCUCUCUUGGCGCUAGAAGCAAUCGCAGAGUCAAACUCCGGCGUUUUGUCAUUUCGCCUUAUGAUCAUCGAUACAGGAUUUGGGAGACUUUUCUCGUUGUUUUGGUGGUAUAUACAGCUUGGGUCUCGCCAUUCGAGUUUGGAUUCCUUAAGAAACCCCAAUCUCCACUUUCCAUUACAGAUAAUGUGGUUAAUGGAUUUUUUGCUGUGGAUAUUGUUCUCACAUUCUUUGUGGCUUACCUCGAUAAAUCCACUUAUUUACUUGUCGACGAACCGAAGAAGAUUGCUCUUAAGUAUGCAAGUUCAUGGCUAGUCUUUGAUGUCAUAUCCACAAUUCCUUCUGAACUUGCACAUAAGAUCUCCCCUUCACCUCUCCGUUCUUAUGGAUUAUUCAACAUGCUUCGUCUAUGGCGUCUUCGAAGAGUCAGUGCUCUUUUUUCCAGACUGGAAAAAGAUAGGAACUAUAAUUACUUUUGGGUUCGAUGUGCAAAACUCGUUUGUGUUACUCUGUUUGCGGUUCACUGUGCUGCAUGCUUCUAUUAUCUCCUUGCUGCUCGUUAUCAUGACCCAAAAAGGACAUGGAUUGGAGCAUCUAUGGAGAACUUUCUUGAGCAAAGUUUGUGGAUUAGAUAUGUCACUUCGAUUUACUGGUCUAUCACUACCCUAACCACUGUCGGCUAUGGCGACUUGCAUCCUGUGAAUACAAGGGAAAUGGUUUUUGACAUCUUCUACAUGCUUUUCAAUCUUGGUUUGACAGCAUACUUGAUUGGAAAUAUGACCAACUUAGUCGUCCAUGGGACCAGUAGAACUAGAAAAUUCAGGGAUACCAUACAAGCUGCAUCUAGUUUUGCCCACAGGAAUCAACUUCCUGUUCGUUUGCAAGACCAAAUGCUUGCACAUUUGUGUCUAAAGUUCAGAACUGACUCUGAGGGAUUGCAGCAGCAAGAAACACUCGAUUCCUUGCCGAAAGCCAUCCGAUCAAGCAUUUCACAUUAUCUUUUCUAUUCUCUAGUGGACAAGGUCUACUUGUUUCGUGGUGUUUCAAAUGACCUAAUUUUUCAACUGGUUUCGGAAAUGAAGGCAGAGUAUUUUCCUCCAAAAGAAGACGUGAUUUUACAAAAUGAAGCCCCAACAGACUUCUAUAUUCUUGUCACGGGUGCUGUGGAUUUGCUUGUUCUUAAGAAUGGAGUUGAACAGGUUGUUGGAGAGGCUAAAACUGGUGAACUUUGCGGAGAAAUUGGGGUGUUAUGUUACAGGCCACAACUGUUUACUGUCCGUACAAAACGAUUGAGUCAGUUGCUGCGUCUGAAUCGAACGGCUUUCCUGAAUAUUGUUCAAUCUAAUGUUGGUGAUGGGACUAUAAUCAUGAACAAUCUUCUUCAGCACUUGAAAGACGUCAAAGACAAGGACCCCAUCAUGGAAGGAGUUUUGUUGGAGACAGAGAACAUGCUAGCUAGAGGCAGAUUGGACCUACCACUUAGUCUUUGCUUUGCAACACUUAGAGGUGACGACUUGCUUUUACACCAACUUUUGAAAAGAGGUCUCGAUCCAAAUGAAUCAGAUAACAACGGGAGGACUUCACUUCAUAUAGCAGCAUCAAAAGGAAACGAGAACUGUGUGCUUCUAUUACUGGACUUUGGAGCGGAUCCCAACAGUAGAGAUUCAGACGGGAUUGUGCCAUUAUGGGAGGCGAUACUAGGUGGCCAUGAGGCAGUAGUGCAGCUACUUAUAGACAAUGGUGCUAAUCUCCGAUCAGGAGAUGUGGGUCACUUCGCGUGUACUGCCGCAGAGCAAAACAACCUCCAGUUGCUCAAAGAGAUUCUCCGAUAUGGCGGAGACGUUUUGAGUUCCAGGAACAAUGGAACGACUGCUUUACAUGUUGCUGUUUGUGAAGACAACAUUGAGAUUGUCAAGUUCCUUCUUAAACAAGGAGCUGAUAUUGACAAACCAGAUGUCCAUGGAUGGACUCCAAGAGAUCUAGCAGACCAACAGGGACAUGAAGAAAUUAAAAACCUCUUCCAGACAAUAAAAGAAUUGAAAACUCAAUCUGUCGUUGCCAUUCCCGAGAAGCAGAAAGCGAUUCGCUUCCUUGGAAGAUUUACAAGCGAGCCUAUGAUUCUUCCUUCACCUCAGGAAGGAAAUGAUGGUUCAUGGGCGGGUCAAUCUCGUCCACGACGUAGGACUAACAACUUCCAUAACUCAUUGUUUGGAAUCAUGUCAGCAGCACAUACAGGCGAGAAAGACAUGAGUUUUGCUGAUCACCAAACCAGAGGAGAGAAAUCUGGAACCAACCCAGCAAGGGUGAUAAUCAGCUGUCCAGAGAUUGGCGAAGUAGCUGGGAAGGUAGUGCUGCUUCCAGAAAGCUUCAACGAGCUGCUUGAGAUUGGUUCCAUGAAAUAUGGGAUUAUGGCUUCAAAGGUAUUGAACAAAGAUGGAGCUGCCAUUGAAGAUAUAGAGGUCAUUAGGGACGGCGAUCAGCUUAUUUUUGUCAGCAAUGGAGGAACCAUAUAAUUUCUUCCUUUUUGUUACGUUUUCUGUUUCGUUUUGGAUCACUGAAAGCCAAUUGUAAACGAAAGAGAAACACUACUGGAUUAGAUAGGGAAGGUUUGCAAAGUGCAAAACAUGUAUAUAGUGGCAAAUUUGAAUGCAUCCUAUCAUUUUGACACCAAAACUAGUGGUGGAGAA